Tupaia belangeri chinensis (Chinese tree shrew) is the source of this 4173-nucleotide messenger RNA. RefSeq names its product TBC1 domain family member 16 (gene TBC1D16). The record is from RefSeq and is a predicted model, not a curated record. The transcript is spliced from 12 exons. Gene Ontology annotation, molecular function: GTPase activator activity. Lineage: Eukaryota; Metazoa; Chordata; Mammalia; Scandentia; Tupaiidae. Gene Ontology annotation, biological process: activation of GTPase activity. Gene Ontology annotation, cellular component: early endosome. The coding region runs from base 54 to 2447 and encodes 797 amino acids.
GCCCCGCCUGGGCCAGCGCCGGCGCAUGCAGAGGAUGGAAGCACUCGCCGGCAAUGUCUCUGGGCCGCCUCCUUCGCCGGGCCUCCUCCAGAGCCUCGGACCUCCUGACCCUCACCCCCGGUGGCGGUGGUGGGGCCUGCUCCAUCCUGGACGGAGAAAUCAUCUACUCCAAGAAUAAUGUGUGUGUGCACCCGCCAGAGGGGCUGCAGGGCCUGGGGGAGCACCAUCCAGGCUACCUGUGCUUGUACAUGGAGAAGGAUGAGCUGCUGGGGGCCACCGUCAUCCUGGCCUGGGUCCCCAACGCCCGGAUCCAGAGACAGGACGAGGAGGCCCUGCGCUAUGUCACCCCUGAGAGCUCUCCGGUCCGCGAGGUGCCCCGUCCUCGGGGCCGCCGGGCUCAGAGCUUGGGGGCCCCCCGCCUGCCCUCCCCCACGGAGCCGAAGCCCACCCUGACCCCCGGAGACAGCGACGUCCUGGUGGUGGCCCAGAGCGUCCAGGGUGCCGUGCGUGUCGGCCCUUCGCCAGAGGAAGGGGAGAAGCUGGCCCUGGCCCUUGGCCCGGGCCUGGACAGCACCCUCACGGCCUCGCCGUCCACCCACAGCUGCUCCAGGGCUUUGUCCGUGGCCGGCCCAUCUGGUGGGGCAGAGGAAGGCCGGGAGCUGCAGCCUGAGGCCGGGGAGGAGGAGGGCUCCUUGGCACUGUCGGCCGAUGGCGUGAGCAGGGACAGCUCCUUUGACUCAGACUCCGACGCCUUCUCCUCACCCUUCUGCCUCUCGCCCAUCAGCGCCGCCCUGGCAGGCAGCAGUGGCUCCGUGUUUCUGGAAAGUGACAGCAGCUCCCCCUCCGGCUCGGACGCCAACCUGCGGUUCCCGGACAGCAGCAGCCCCAUGCCCGCACCGCGCUGGGAUGAGCCACAGCGCGCCUGCGCCCUGGAGCAGAUCUGCGGUGUGUUCCGCGUGGACCUGGGCCAUAUGCGCUCCCUGCGCCUUUUCUUCAGUGACGAGGCCUGCACCAGCGGCCAGCUGGUGGUCGCCAGCCGGGAGAGCCAGUACAAGGUCUUCCACUUCCACCACGGUGGCCUGGACAAGCUGGUGGACGUGUUUCAGCAGUGGAAGUACUGUGCCGGGACACCCCUCAAAGACCAGAUGUCAGCUGCAGUUUUGCCCUGGACCCGUGACUGCUUGCGGAGACAAUCUGACAGGCUGGCUCCCCGCGCGCAGAACAGCGCUCCCUUUGUGGCCCCUGAGAGGACCUGCAUGCAGUUCUCCAUCCGCCGUCCCAAAUUGCCGUCCUCCGAGACCCACCCCGAGGAGCGCCUGUACCGGCGGCUGGACGCGUCGGCCUGGCUCGGCCACCUGAACGAGCUGGGCCAGGUCGGGGAGGAGCACAAGCUGCGGAAGGCCAUUUUCUUUGGCGGCAUUGAUGUGUCGAUCCGGGGGGAGGUCUGGCCCUUCCUGCUGCGCUACUACAGCCAUGAGUCCACGUCGGAGCAGCGGGAGGCGCUGCGGGUUCAGAAGCGGAAGGAGUACGCGGCCAUCCAGCAGAGAAGGCUCUCCAUGACCCCCGAGGAGCACCAAGCCUUCUGGCGCAACGUGCAGUUCACCGUGGACAAAGACGUGGUCCGGACAGAUCGGAACAACCAGUUCUUCCGCGGGGAGGGCAACCCAAACGUGGAGAGCAUGAGGAGGAUCCUGCUCAACUAUGCCGUGUACAACCCGGCCAUCGGCUACUCCCAGGGCAUGUCGGACCUGGUGGCGCCCAUCCUGGCCGAAGUCCUGGACGAGUCAGACACCUUCUGGUGCUUUGUGGGCCUGAUGCAGAACACGAUCUUUGUCAGCUCUCCCCGGGACGAGGACAUGGAGAGGCAACUGCUGUACCUGCGGGAGUUGCUGCGGCUCACGCACCUGCGCUUCUACCAGCACCUGGUGGCGUUGGGCGAGGACGGCCUGCAGAUGCUCUUCUGCCACCGCUGGCUGCUGCUGUGCUUCAAGCGGGAGUUCCCUGAGGCCGAGGCUCUGCGGAUCUGGGAGGCCUGCUGGGCCCACUACCAGACGGACUACUUCCACCUUUUCAUCUGCGUGGCCAUCGUGGCCAUCUACGGGGACGACGUCAUCGAGCAGCAGCUGGCCACUGACCAGAUGCUCCUGCACUUCGGGAACCUGGCCAUGCACAUGAGCGGGGAACUGGUGCUCAGGAAGGCGAGGAGCCUCCUGUACCAGUUCCGCCUCUUGCCCCGGAUCCCCUGCAGCCUGCACGACCUGUGCAAGCUCUGCGGCUCAGGCGUGUGGGACAGUGGCUACCUGCCCGCCGUGGAGUGUACGGGUCACCACCCGGGGUCGGAGAGCUGUCCCUACGGGGGCACGGUGGACAUGCCAUCACCCAAGCCCCAGAGUGGGGGCAAGAAGGGCCCGAAGUCGCCUCGGGAAGGCUUCGGCUUCCGCAGAUAGGUCGGGCACCCUGUGCUGGGCGUCCUGGGGCUCUCCCCACAGUCCUGGGCACGUGGGGGCGUGGAGGGCCUGGGAGUAGAAGCCAGAGAGACAUGCCUUUGGGCAGUGUGAGCAGGACGUCACAGCGACAGAAUUGGAGUCCAGAGGUGACAGACGUGAAACUCACCAGCCACCUGAGGAAGGCCAGUUCCCGAAAGGCCGAAGCCAGGGUCCGGCCACCGCGCCUGAGACGCAAGCUGGCUGGGCCCCGGGCUGGCUGCCUGAGGAUUUCGGCGCGCCCCGGAUCUCCUCCAGCUUCUUGGCUGAGCGGCACUGCCAGGCAACAGGGAAAGCAGGGACAGCGAGAAGGCCUCCAUCACCCACCAGCGCCGAGGGGUGCAGAACGGGGGCCCCGUCCAGCCCAGGCACAAACAUCCCGACCCGCUUCCUGACCAGGCCGUUUUCACCUAGUGAGCCACAUGCUCCCCACAGCCUCCCCGCCAGAGCUGCGACACGGAGAGACGCCUGCCAAAGCGGCGAACGCAGCCACGCCCCGCUCAUCUCAGGCUGGAGGAGGGAAGGUGGCGGGGGACGGGGAGCCGGAGCUUUGAACGCUGACCAGUCAGAUGUUUUACACUCUUGGUGGUGAAGGCAGUGCUUCUCUACCCAUGAGCCUGAGCCACAGUUUGCCCUUAGCUAGGGGGGUUCGUUUGAUAUAGGGGUCCUUGGCAUUGUUUAAGGUCAGCCCCACAUACAGCAACCAGCUGGGAGCUGAGUGAGCGUGUGUGUGUGCGUGUGCACGCAGGAUCUCCUGAAGAGAAUACGCUGUGUCCCAGGGGAGUGGGGAUAUUAACUGGCCAGCUAAGAUGGAGGCACCUGAAACGGUGACCCAGACUCUUAUGCCUCCGUCGGGCCAUCUGUGAACGCGGGUCACCUUCUCAGGGCUCGGACCAAGGGCAGCGGCAGUGGCACAGCCGGCUCUCAGGGCUCCGUGCUGGGUGUGGAGCAGGUGUUCCCAGCCCGCUCUCCUGGGUUUUGAGAUGGACAGGCCAGAGCACAGGAACUGGGCUGGAGGCACUCCCAGCCUGCUUGAAAAUGCCAGGCCAUGGCAUGGAACGGACUUCCUGGAUGGGGGCAGCAGGGAGAUGGGAACCCCUCCUUGGGAGAGCCUCUGAUGUGCUGAGGGUCCUGGGGACACCAGAGGGCCCCUCCUCCUCUCAGCUCUUCCUACAGAGGGCAGGUGCUGCUGGACAGUGCCCUUGAAAGGACACCUGUCACCUGUUGCUAGACACUUUUGAGUUUCCAAUCCUCUGUCCAGGAGCCUUUCGGGCAGACUGUCCUAGAGCCCCAUCAGUGCCCAUCUCUUGAGACCCUUGGGGUGGCAGGGAGGGACUGGACAUCCAUCCACUUUGCUCUUGUACAAGAGGAUUGCCUUCCUGUGUUGACGCCUGAUCUGCUAGGGAAACGGCCGAGUUAACCAAGAUGGCCUUCUGCUCUGACCCUCCAGAAACCAGGUCCCUGUGAACAUGUGUAUCAGUCAUCCAUUGCCACAGUAAUGCCGUGUAACAAACAGUCCAAGACUCAGUGGCCUAAGACAAUGCUCACUGCUCUAGCACACAGACCUGCGGGCCAGCAGUCCAGGCGGGCAGCUCUUCUGGUCAGUGGGCUUACUCAAUCACUGGGCCAGCCAGCUGUGAGUUCCUGCAGGUGCUCGUCACGCAGAGUAGGGCUUGGUUCCCCCUUGUGU